Effrenium voratum is the source of this 1483-nucleotide messenger RNA. The record is from the annotation of a GenBank genome assembly. NCBI's taxonomy places the organism in Eukaryota, Dinophyceae, Suessiales, Symbiodiniaceae.
GCUCAAGGGCUUCACGGAUAGGCCCAAAGGAGAGGUUGGUGCCAACAGGUUUUCGCCUACGAGCCAUGCCAGCCCUAGACCGGACCUUGGAUGAGAUGAUCGAGACCUCGUGGGAGGGUAAAGGCCGUGGUAAAGGCAAAAUGAACGGCAAAGGGGGCCGUGGCUUCGAGCGCUCUGAGCGCUCCGAGCGCUCUGAGCGAGGUCCUAAGCUGGACAUGAGCCUGGAUGAGCUUGUUGACCACGAAGGCAUCGGCAAAGCCAAGGGCAAGGGCAAAGACUGGGAGAAUGGCUCUGGCAACUAUGGCGCUGGAGCUUGGGGCAAAGGAUAUGGCAAGACAUGGGGGAAGACCUCAAAAGGUGAUUCACAGAAAGGCGAGUCAUACAAAGGAGAUUCCUCCAAAGGCGGCUAUGGCAGCAGCUAUGGCAACAACUAUGGCAGCUAUGGUGGCAGCUACGGUGGCAGCUACGGUGGCAGCUAUGGUGGAGGCUAUGGUGGCUAUAACAGCUAUGGCAAAGGCAAGAGCUGGGGGAAGGGUAAGGAUUGGAAUGGAUCGACAUCCACUUCCACUCCGUAUUGGAUGGAGCACGAUGACUGGCGAGGAGAUGAAGAUGAAGGGAAGGGUGCUCCCGUGAAAGGGGCCGCAUGGGGGAAAAGUGCAUGGCGAGAUGAGCCGCGGAGGGAUGGCGCCUGGGAACGGGAUGUGCCUCGUGACCGCGGCUACGCGGUGGCCUCGGAGGGCGCAUGGAGCCGAGUGGACCUCGAGCGGGCCCGCGACCGCGACGGCCGCGACGGCCGCGACGGCCGCGACGGCCGCGAGCGCGAUGCCCGGCGCUCAGCGCUAGCCGCCGUGGCGGAUGCGGUGCGCGGCGAGAAGCGACGCCGAGGAGACCGUGAGGAGAGACCCCGCUCAGAGAAGCGGCCCCGGACUCGCACGGCUCCGACGCGCAUCAAGGUCACCAACAUCCCCAAGGAGUUGAAGGCUGCUGAUGUCAGAGAAGCAUUUGAGUCGCAGACAGGAAAAAUCACCCUGUGCGAGCUUUCCAGAGGUGUGGCCAACAUCACGUUCUCGCGCGCCAAAGAUGCCCAGUUGGCAGUAGAGACUUUCGAUCGCGGAGAGCUCAACGGCAAGGUCAUCACCGUGACUUUGGAAGAUUGAUGUUUGAUAGAGCGCCCUCUUGCGUUCUCACACCAGAAAAUGUGGCAUUCUAAUCCCACAUUCGUUUUGUGAAGGAGGGGAGGACCGGUUGACAGAGCGUAGCAGUGGGGUCUGAGACACAGACUGUGCGUCAUGAGCUCCACGGCAAAUGUGUGCAGUGCUGUUUGAUUUGAUUACGUGGCGUUCUGACUUUGACAGCUGACUUGCCUUUACAGAUCAUGACCUUACGUUAGACUUGGUACACCUGCUUGGAGCAUCCGUAUGAAGAUUUGGGGGCUAUCCCCUGAAGUGCAACGCACUUGAGUAGCAGUGAGCAUGUGCAAUCA